Messenger RNA from Rotaria sp. Silwood1, 4020 nucleotides. The record is from the annotation of a GenBank genome assembly. NCBI's taxonomy places the organism in Eukaryota, Metazoa, Rotifera, Eurotatoria, Philodinida, Philodinidae.
AUGUCAGCAACACUGGAUGAUAAACUGUUAAGUAAAUAUUACCAAAAUGCAUGUGUAAUUGAAGUUUCUGGUCGAGCAUUUCCUAUCAAAGAUAUUUAUGCUAUGGAAGAUGCUGAAAAUCAUGUUGACGAAGCAGUAAACAAAGUUUUAGAAAUUCAUACUAAUGGUAUUCCUGGUGACAUACUUGUUUUUCUUACCGGUCAGGAUGAGAUCAAUCAAGCUAUCGAUAAAGUUACGAGAAAACUUGACUCUUCAGAAUCGGUUCUUGUUUUACCAUUGCACGGUAAAUUAAAUGAAGAUGAAGUACAAGCCGUAUUUAUGACCAAGAAUAGCAAAACACAACGCAAGAUUAUCUUUUCAACCAAUGUGGCUGAAACAUCAAUAACCAUUGAUGGCAUUCAACAUGUCAUAGAUUCGGGUAUGGUUAAAGAAGUCAUGUGGGAUACUAGACGACAUAUACGAGUACUCAAAAUUGGGUAUACAACGCAAAGUUCAAUAAAACAACGUCGUGGAAGAGCUGGACGAACGUCAUCGGGAACGUGUUAUCAUCUUUACACAUAUGAUACUUAUCAAUCACUAGAAGUUUGUUCGCGUGCAGAAAUUCUUUGUAUUCAGCCGAGCAUAGCUGUGCUGAAACUAAAACAUCUUGAUAUAGUCGAUGAUAUUACAAAGUUCGAUUGGUUAGAAUCACCUUCGAAUAACAGUCUUCAAGAAACUGUUAAAAGUUUAACAUGGCUGGGUGCAAUCGAUUCAAACACUGGAAAAUUGACUGAUUUAGGUCGUAGUAUGGCUAAAUUCGGCCUUGAACCUAUGCUUUCAGUUAUGAUUUUGAUGGGACAAAAGCUCAACUGUCUUAGUCAUAUACUUGCUCUUGUUGGUAUGCUAAGCGUAGUACAGAAUAUCUGGUGGCGUGGUGAAAAUGAUGAAUCAAAACAUAUGAGUAAUGAGAUACGAGCUUCAUUCACUCGAGAUACAGACAUGGGUGGUGAUUUCAUCGCUCUUUUGCGCAUAUUUCUCGAAUGGCAUGCAAUUGGCGAAAGGAAAGAACGUAGAAAAGCUUGGUGCCUUAAGCAUAUGAUACGAUGGAAGUCAAUGACGAUGGCGAACAGUCUCAUUAGAGAAUUAGUAUAUCAAAUAGAUCCUAAAUUUCAAGUUCAUUUGACUGAAUUGAACGAUGAGUUGAUCGAACGAAUUGUACGCUGUGUAUGUGCUGGUUUUUUUCAAAAUUUGGCCAUUUCAAAUGGACCAAUUCGUGCUGGAUAUCAACUAGCUACUGGUACAACAGAUACAGUUGCGCACAUACAUCGAUCAUCGGUAAUUACCUUUGCUCAACAGCCGCCCAAGUUUAUACUCUAUCAUGAAAUAAUCAAUAUUAACGAGACAAAUUAUCUAACUGUAAUCUGUCCGGUUGAGCUCGAUUGGCUUAAUAAAUCAUGGUUGGAUUCAUUACCACGUUCACCUUCACGAUGUGUAUUUGAUAGUUAUACGUUCAUAAAUCUUGGUCCGGCAUUAUUACUUGCACUUGUUGGAAAAAAAUGUAAAAAAGUGCCACAACUUGAAGAGCAAUUGCAUGUCUUGUUUGAAGUUGAUCGUGCACAGUCGAAACUUAUCGUCUGGGGACAUCCAGAAAAACUCUCCAAUGCCCAACAAUGUCUUCAACAAAUUUUGAAUAAAGAACGAGACAAGUUACGUAACGAAUUGCAAGAAUUCCAAAUUGUUGGUUCGACUAGAAUAUUACUCGGAGCUGGUGCUGAACCUCGAUUAGUAUUGGUAGAGGAUGAAUACAUCAAGAUCUUUCUCAAAAAUUUACCAAAAAAUAUCACUGAAAAACAAAUUCAGGAAAAGUGUGAAUUAUACGGACAAGUUCGAAAUGUGACCAUGAUUCGAACAAACUAUAAUAGCAUCUCGGCUUCUGUUACCUAUGGCAUAUGCCGCAGUGCUCGACUAGCGGUUACUCAAUUAUCAUGUGAAAAAUGGAAUGGCUGUCAAAUAUAUGCAAGCCCUAGUUAUACGCGUACAUCAGUCGAUACUAACAAGCAGAAUUACAAGUUGAAAGCUGAAUGGUUUAUGACUGAGUCUGAAUGUAAUGGACGCGUAACAUUUAAUAAACUUCAAGAAGCACAACGAGCUUAUCAAGUGUUUACAGAUCGAUGCCAUUUUCGUUGUCAAUUUGAAAUAAAUCCCAUCAAUCCAAUGGUUAAAUGUUCUUGGCCAUUGAAACCGCAUCAUGGUCACGCUAUUGUCAAUUUUUCAACAGUUGAACAAGCUCAAGAGCGUGAAUCAGUUUUUAUUGAACCAUAUCAACAUGAUGGUCGUGUAGUAGCCUAUGUCCAAUUUACUGAUGAACAAGAAAUGCGAGAAGCUGUCGAUGAAAUUAACGAUAGGCAGACUUCGGUCGGUGCUGGUUUAUUAAGAUUAUCCGUCGUUCAACAACAACGACAGACAAACAUAAGAAGAAAAACAAAUGACAACAAACAAGAUGAAUUUCGUGUCAAACUUUAUCAAUUACCAUCUCAUAUCGACGAAAGAUUACUCAUUCGAGAACUCAAUCAGUAUAAUAUUAGCAAUUCUAUAACGUAUGCAACUGUGUUCCGUAUUGAAAUCCGUUCACCGACCGAAGAUGGCCGUGCUGUUGCAUACAUUCGUUUCAACGAUCCACGAGAUAUUAUGACGGCGAUUAACAUGUGUGAUUCAUUAGAUAAUUUUACUAUGAACAAUGUUGGAUUAAAUCAACUUUAUUUUGUUCCAAUCAUUGUGCAUAGAAUCAUGGUUAAUCAAGCACUUGCACAAGUCAUCGAUAAAAAAAUUGAACAAACUAUGAAUACUAUCCAAACUAGUCAUAAUUUUACCAACAUAUCAGUAUUCAAAAAGACUGUUAUGAGAGAUGAUAAUACCAAUGUUCUUAUUUCGAUUCGAGGAACAAAUAUUCAACAGCUUUACAAAGCACGUAUACUUUUCGAUAGUUUAUUGAAAGGCCUACAAUUUCAACUUUACAAUCAUUCAUGGGUUACGGUACUUUUCGAUGCAGCAGGACAAAAUUUUCUUCAAGAUCUUCAAAAACAUACUGGUACAUACAUUUGGUGGAAUUGGAAGUCGACAUUGUUGCGUAUCUUUGGUGAAGAUACAGUAUGUCAAGAUGUUUAUAGACAGAUAGAUACUUUCAUUCAAACGACACUUUCACAACGUGAAUAUUCUGUUUCAAUCUCGAUUCCAAAAGUGAGCGGUGAUCAAGAGGCAGUAAUUGCAUGUGAACAACAAGUAAAACAAUUCCUUGACAAAUUGGCAUGCAUUUCCAAUCGUUCAAAUGAUAUUACGCCAGAAAAUAUUAUAGUUAACAUGAAAAACAUAUGCUCUAUAUGCAAUUGUGAUUUCGAUUCUCCGUAUACAUUGGAACAAUGUGGACAUACAUUCUGUCGUGCAUGUUUGACUGCUUAUUUCGAUGCAUACUUUGAUGUGACCUUGAGUUUUGAAGCUUUUAAAUUAUCGUGCCCAUUUUAUCAAUGUGAUGAAAUUUGUCUCAUUCGUGAUAUUGCUUCUGUCAUUGGCUAUGAACGAAUGGCUCGUCUAGCAAUGAUUGCUUUUCAAGUUUAUAUUCGUCGAGCCGAUAACGAUUUAGUUCAAUGUAUGGGAAUCGAUUGUAAGCAGGUAUAUCGUCCAUCAAAAUAUUCGUCAAUGUAUUUUUGUGAUCAAUGUAUCAAAUUCUAUUGCAUAUCAUGCAAAGUUGAAUAUCAUAUUGGUAUGACAUGCGAACAAUAUAAAAAAUUACACGAGGAAAAAGAUGAAGAUGCCAUAUUGGAAUACAAUCUAGGAAAACUAUCCCACAAGCCUUGUCCCAAAUGUCGAACACCGAUUGACAAAUAUGCUGGAUGCAAUGCUGUAAAAUGUACAUUAUGUAAUAUUCAUUUUUGUUGGCGAUGCAGUGCAGCUGACGACGUCGACAUUCACAAGCAUUUCAUGGAUCCAAAUUCGUCAUGCUACAACAAAAUGUUGGAUGAAAAUGUAGCUGUACCAGAAUUUUAG